GAAAUUAGAAUGUACUAUAUAGUCUGAAAGAGAAUAAUGAAUAUUAAUAUUAGUUUAAUGCAAAACUAAUUAUUGUCUAGACUAGUCCUAGUUGUACUAAGUAACAAAAGACCAAUAAGAAUACAAGAAAUUAUGCCUGAUCUGAGUGUUCAAAUUAUUUAUAAUUAUUCCUUAAAAUACAUUACACGUGUAACUUGCUGGCUGCUGGCACUCUUUCAAAUAAAAUAAAGCGGAACGCUGCGUUUAUCCCAGAAUAGUUGAAUGUGUUUGUGGGAUGUUAUUACAUAAGUGUUAAAAAGUGCAAUAAACCGAGUUUCAAAGUGGAAAAUGUCUGUCUGGAGUAAAAAUGCUGCAGUAACGAUUUUCAAGAAGUAUCCUCUACUUCGGGGUAUGGGCUCUUAUGGUAUCAUUUGGCCCAUUUCUAGCUUUAUACAGCAAACUUUUGAGGGCAAAAGUUUCGAAUCAGAAAACAGAUAUGAUUGGUGGAGAUGUGCUCGUUAUGGUCUGUAUGGCUCCUGCUAUGUGGCUCCAACAAUUUACACCUGGUUUACUAUUGCGAGUGUAGUGUGGCCUGGUACCACAUUUAAAGUGGCACUUAUAAAGACAUUUGUUGAAACAAUAACUUACACCCCAUUUGCAAUGUGCAGCUUUUAUUUUGGCAUGAGUUUAUUGGAAAGAAAAUCGUUUGAUGAAGCUGUUACAGAAGUAAAAACAAAAUUUUGGCCUACAUAUAAAGUUGGAGCUUCUGUUUGGCCUGCUGUUGCUAUGUUCAAUUUUUAUUUCAUAGCUCCAAAGAACAGGGUACCCUUUAUCAGUAUUUGUAGUCUCAUAUGGACUUGUUUUUUGGCUUAUAUGAAACACUUAGAUGCGGAAAAUAUACCUUUAAAAUUAAAAGACAAAUCUGCCAGGUUAAAUGCUUGAAACAUGGCUAUAUGAAUAAUUUGAUUAAUUAUUAUUAUUUUAUAAUCUAUCACAUAAGUGUUGUAUGAUUUGAUACUAGAAUAUUAAAAUAUGAAGAGCAUGAGCAUAUCCAGAAUAAAGCACAUUAAUCAAGUUUGACCAUAAUAAGGUAUUUUUAUAACAAAAAAAUACAGCUGGGAUUGUUUAUACAGAAAGCUAAAAACCCAAUGCAAAAUUAAAAUAUUGCAAUAGUGAAAGAGUAAUUGUGCAAUAUACCAAACAGGCAUGACACCAAAAUUGCCAAAAUUGAAAUGUUUUGUAAUUUUGGAAAACUACGAAAUGUGUAGUUUAAGCAAGGUGUUCUUAAAUAUUAGGACUUCCUUAAUUUUAAGGGCCGAUCAAAUUAUAAGGGUAAGUCUUGUAUUACUUCUUGGCAUUUUUAUUUUUGGUGUUGUGCCAUGUGCGUCUUAAGGCCUGGGAUGGCUAUUCCAAUAUGGAAAAAUUAAAAUUUAAUUGUUUUUUUAUUUGUAACAAAAAUACUGUCUGCUUGUGCUAACAUUCCAUUCAGCUAAGCAAGAUAAUAAUCAUUUUCUCUAAAGUAAUAACUAAAUAUUUUGGUUUACAACACAUUUAACGCUUUUUAUCUAGCUAUGCUUAUAAAGCUCUAGGUAAUGAUCUGUAUAGAUAAAUAAUAUUUAAUAUUUGGUAUUAAUAACAACAGUAUUAUAUAAUUUAUUUAGAGAGAUUUGGUAUGUGUUAUAUGAUAAAAGCCAAUAAAAAAAUACAUAGCUGAGGUAUGAAAUAAAUAAUUUCCAAAACCUUGUAUUGAUUGAUAAAGAUAUCAAUGCAAGUCUAGUUUGGUGCCUUUUAUGUAAUUUAUUUUAUUACUUGUGAAAAUUGUGAUACAGGUAUUGAGUUAAAAACUUCUUAAAUAAAGUCAUAAGUGUACUGUAUUGUAACAUAAUCUGAAUUAUUGCUUAAAAGUCAAGAAGCGAACCCAAUGAUUGAAAGGGUUUGAACCCUACCCAUUACACUAUUGGGCCUAAUUGUAUUGUACACAAUCUCUAAACUGAAAUGACAGAUCAAAAGGUAUUGCUAUCCCUUUCAUAAUGAUUCCUGCGAAAAAGGGUACCACUUUUAUAUCUGCCAAUUCAGUUUAGGUAUUGUAUAAAUUCUGUGUCUUCAUUGUAUAUGUCGUGGCCAGAUAGUAGAUCUGCCCAUUUCAUGAAAUAGUGGCAUUUCAUGAAAUAAUUAAUAAGCACUGACAUGGCUCAUGGCCAUGUCCAGGAUUUAUGUAUUUCAGGAGGGGGUUUAUUAAUGCCUUAACCUGAAUGCUUUGAACUUAGACAGGGUGAAUAAUGCACUCGCGCGCUCUUGUUUAUUGUUGUAGUCUAUCUUACUUUCAAAUUGAAAGGUAAAGUUAGGAUGAUGCAUAUAUGUCAAAAAUAAAUAAUUUAUUACGAAUUAAUAAAUAGAGGGUCUUCCAAAAUUUGUAAAAUCACUUCCACUAUUAGUUUUAAGUUUGCUAACCUUUUUAAAUUAUCAGUUUAACUAAAAAAAACUGCGUCAAACGUUUAUUACGUCACAUCUAAAGCUCCCUUUGCCUUACUAAGCGAGCAUGUAAAUGUUCCAUAAAAAGUCGCUGAAUUGACUAGUAGUCAGUCAUCAUCCCUCUACUUAGCCCUCAAAUCGAGCAAAACUUUUUUUUUCGUGAAAUGUUUUGAUUAAGGCCCUGAUAAAACCCCGCCCGAAUUGAUAUUCCUAGCUACGGCCCUGUUAGUGCUUGUUCACUUUUCCAUGAAAUGCUACUAUUUCAUGAAUUAGUCAAGCUCUUCAUGAAAUUGGUUUAUGGUAAAACGAUUUUUACGAUAAACCUAAUGCCCGUGACUUCGUUCACGUGGAUAUAGGUUUUUAAAAAUCCCUUUUAAAAUACCUAUAUAUCCACUUUCCAAGGCGUUCCUUAAAAGUCUCAUAGAUGGCGCUGUGUAUGCCCUUCCAAGUAGCAAAAGGAUGCUACUUUUUGUUAUGAAAAAAUUAAAGAGUCCCCACGGGAUAACCUAAAUCCAAGCGAACGAAAUUGACCGACUUUCCUUGUAAAUUUUUAAGGAACGGGCCCUGGAAAGCUCCACAUUGUGAUUUUUGACAUGCACUUAUCUAGUUAUUGAUCUGUGGGACCAUUCCACGUAGGCAUAAAUUAGUAUGGUACCUACCUAGUUAGUUAAUAAAUUAUUGUGAUUUAGCUUAUAGGUAUAUACCCAUAAUUAUUACUACGAGGUAUUAUGUUGUUUUAUUGUUAAAAAAAAGAAAGUUAAACUUAUAAA
Maniola jurtina (meadow brown) is the source of this 3221-nucleotide messenger RNA. Its product is annotated as mpv17-like protein 2. The coding region runs from base 328 to 921 and encodes 197 amino acids. NCBI's taxonomy places the organism in Eukaryota, Metazoa, Arthropoda, Insecta, Lepidoptera, Nymphalidae. Gene Ontology annotation, cellular component: cytoplasm; membrane. The transcript has 4 exons. The record is from RefSeq and is a predicted model, not a curated record.